AGGCCCGCGGCCGCCGCCGCCGCCAUUUCGGGCACUGCUGUGAGGCUGAGACCGGAGCCGGUCCGCUGGGCGGCGGGCGCCGGGGCAGGAGGGGCGCGCGCGGCGGCGGCGGCCCAGCGUGUAGGCGCGGAGGCGGCCAUGGCGGGCAACUUCGACUCGGAGGAGCGGAGUAGCUGGUACUGGGGGCGGUUGAGCCGGCAGGAGGCGGUGGCGCUGUUGCAGGGCCAGCGGCACGGGGUGUUUCUGGUGCGGGACUCGAGCACCAGCCCCGGGGACUAUGUGCUCAGCGUCUCCGAGAACUCGCGCGUCUCCCACUACAUCAUCAACAGCAGCGGCCCGCGCCCGUCUGUGCCACCGUCGCCCGCCCAGCCUCCGCCCGGGGUGAGCCCCUCCAGACUCCGAAUAGGAGAUCAAGAGUUUGAUUCAUUGCCUGCUUUACUGGAAUUCUACAAAAUACAUUAUUUGGACACUACAACAUUGAUAGAACCAGUUUCCAGAUCCAGGCAGGGUAGUGGAGUGAUUCUCAGGCAGGAGGAGGCAGAAUAUGUGCGAGCCCUCUUUGACUUUAAUGGGAAUGAUGAAGAAGAUCUUCCCUUUAAGAAAGGAGACAUCCUGAGAAUCCGGGAUAAGCCUGAAGAGCAGUGGUGGAAUGCAGAGGACAGCGAAGGCAAGAGGGGGAUGAUUCCAGUCCCUUACGUCGAGAAGUAUAGACCUGCCUCCGCCUCAGUAUCGGCUCUGAUUGGAGGUAACCAGGAGGGUUCCCACCCACAGCCACUGGGUGGGCCGGAGCCUGGGCCCUAUGCCCAACCCAGCGUCAACACUCCGCUCCCUAACCUCCAGAAUGGGCCCAUUUAUGCCAGGGUAAUCCAGAAGCGAGUCCCUAAUGCCUACGACAAGACAGCCUUGGCUUUGGAGGUCGGUGAGCUGGUAAAGGUUACGAAGAUUAAUGUGAGUGGUCAGUGGGAAGGGGAGUGUAAUGGCAAACGAGGUCACUUCCCAUUCACACAUGUCCGUCUGCUGGAUCAACAGAAUCCUGAUGAGGACUUCAGCUGAGUAUAGCUCAACUAACAGUUUUGCUGACAGAUGGGAACAAUCUUUUUUUUUUUUCCCCCGAUUGUCAUCUAUACAGUUUUCUUACAGAUGUCAAAGCAGUCUAGUUUAUAUAAGCAUUCUCUUACCUGUGAUCUUUUUAGACUGAAUUACAUCUCUAGUCUCAUUUACCAUAUUCAGGGUACGAAACUGGAGGGCUCGUGUGUUAACUUCUGAAUUGGCAAUUUUAGGUGGUAACAGCCAUGCCUGAGUGUAUCAGAAGGGAUGGAUAUUUUGCCUGCUUUCCCUCUGGUAGUGCAAAUCAACCUGUGGAAAACUGAUGGACAGGAGAGGAAUAUUGCACGCUGCUUACCCUGAUUUAUUCAAUGGUUUUGUUUUCAUUUUGAAACGAUGCUAUCAAAUGGCAAUAGACUGUUCCCUUCCACCCCCAUGAAGUAAUCUUGCACCGUGUGAAUAGUAAGUACCCAGUGGGAUUGCUUUUUCAUUUAUAGAACAUGACCACUGUAUGACUCAUUCUGACAGUUCAAAUCCUGAGAUUUCUGAGGACACUACUAGAGGCAUUUGUCUUCCUUUCUAGUCAAUGCUUCAUACUUUCUCUUGGGAUUCUUUAAAUCCUUGUCAUUCUUUUCCCCCAAACCUACAAAUAGGUUCAUUCUCAAGAAAAGUGUUUCUUUUCAUUCCAGAUGACAAGCAGGAUGUGCAGAGCACUUUAUUCAGUGCAUAGCUUUAAGCCAGUAUUGGAUUCACUGAGUGGACACCCAAACUCCCAGCUUUCUGCCUUCCCUCAAGGGGUCAUAGUAGGUUCACACUGCUACCACAGCUAAAUAGACUCCUGGCUAAUGGGAUCCAGCAGGGCCAUUUCUCCUGAGUGCCAGUAUCCUAUUAGGGGACUCUUUGAAAUUCUUAGCUUCUACUUGCUUAGAGUGGAAGGACCAAUCACUUAGACUAUUCCAUAGAUGGUUGUAGGGCCAAAUUCUGCCCUUUGCUUUAUAUGCAACUUGUAUAAAAGUCAAGUUAAAAUUACAUGAGUUUGGGGUAGGGUUAGCGCUUUGAAAAACAUUUGAACCAAUCAUGAAUUACUUAUGUAUUAUUCAUUUUACAUGGCCAGAAUAGUGCUUGAAGUGCAUUACAUUAUCAACUGCCUUCAUUUUUGGCUCUUUUUCUUUAUGUUCCAGUUUAGUUUACAAAUCCUUUUAAGUAUGGAAUGGUUUAUAUGGGGUCAGGUGCUCCAAAGAAUAGACUUCUGAGACCAAAAAUGACCUAGGCUAUUUAGACUACAAUAUGAAACCUUCAAAGUUAGUUCCCAGUCUAGGAAGGCACUUACUGGUCUAUGGUGUGAUAUGACCCAUAGAAACACCUUAUAUUUUGCUUUGGGCCUCAUUUUAGAAAAGUAAUGUAUCUUUCUAAUUGUUUUUACAUAGGUUAAUGAUUAAUAUGCAUUCUUUGAACAUAUACCAAAUCAUGGUAUCCCAGUGACUAGCACAAUACCUGGCAUAGUCGGUGUGCAGAUGUUUGUGUGAGUGAAUGAGGGGUAUGCAGAAGCUCUUUAUAUGGCACAGGGAAGCCAGCUGACACAGGAUUACAUACCACAAGCAAACUAAUGAGUUGACGCUAAUGUAUUUUUACCUCACACUAAGGUAAUGCUUGAUAAAGACAUUAAUAUUCAACUUUUAAAAGUUAGCACAGUGCAAUGCACAUAGUGGGUGCUCAAUAAUGUUAAAUGAACAGAUUUGCAAUACUAGACUUAAUUCCAUCUCACUACUCUUAAAUUUUCAGUUAGAGCAUAGAUACUGUAAAAUCCAAAUCCAAAUACACAUUAAAAUCUUGUUUUCCUGAAAGUAUGACAUCUAAAAUACUUGUAGAAAAACCUUGUCAUAAACUGAUUUGAAUGUUUGUAUUUUCUUUUGCCUUUGACUUUGAUAUUGGCUUGUAAUGUCUCUUUUUGUUAUGUAAUAUUAGUGGAACAUUCAACUCUACCCAAAUCAUAAGAAUUUUUCAAUGAUCAGUUGUCUGAAGCCAUUAUAUGAACUGUUAGGUUGGAUUUGGCUGGGUGUGAUAGUUGUUGGACCUUAAAUCAAAGGACUCCUAGGAAGUAUCUUCCAAAAGCAAAUGCUAGAAUCCGAUUCCAGUGCAUAUGUACAUUGUCACAGAGCAAAGUAAACUGUAAUUGGCUGCUAUAUUUUAUAAUCAUUUCUGCAAAAGCCCAGUUUUUGGAUACUAAUAUUUGACAUGGUUAAUUCUUAUUAAUGUGUUGGAAUUGUUUAUUGUUAAUAAUGCAAAUAGAUAAUUUUUAAUUAUCCUUAAGUAACAUUUCACUAUUAAUGGUUUGAAAUGGGUGGUAAGCAAACCAGUUUGAAAUAAAAUAUGAACAUGUGCCAUUGUAUUAUAACACUAUACACUUUCUUGACAGUUAAAUUUAAAAAAAAUGUUUUUUUGUAGCAUGUAUUGUAUAUGUUUAUAGUAUAUGUAGUAAAUAAAAAUAUGGCCAAAUGUUUGGCUUGGUGAUCUUUUGAAGAAAGUAAUCUUUGAAUAUUUUUCACAAAAGAGCUAAAUCUUUUAUGCUUAGGGAGUAAGAGGUGUGUUCAUUCAACAGCCUACAAUCAAUCAUAUAAUCAGAUAAAGAAGCAAUUAUACAUAAUCUGUAGGUACUCAUUAAAGAUGAGGUUGAUCGUUGGUGAUAUUUUGAAGGGUCUCCAGAAAUCAUGAAAUAAAUUGAUUUGAGACAAAUGUAAGAGUGAUUAUGUAAUGAUCAGAAAGCUGGAAUAAUGUGGACAGAGAACAUCAGAUUUGUCCAGAAAUGGUUAUAUGUGGGUGUAAAGAAAAUAAGGAUAUGGUAGGGGGCUUUAUAAAGCAAAUGAGAAAUUUAGAUGUUAUAUAAUGGGUUUUUAGAAUGUUAGUGUAGAUAAUAGUAUAAUUUCUCCUUUUUUAUGUAAGUAGCACAUUUUCAGAAUAGAUAAUUUAGUAAAUAAAGAAAAGGUCAAACAUUAUGUUCUUUCCAUCGUUUCUCAAAGCAUGUGUGUAUGUAGAGACACAGUGUGACACUAUGUAUACCUAAAGGGUUGACAUUAUACUCUAGUUUUGUGUCCUACCGGUGGUGAAGUUUUAAAAUGAGAAGGACAGGGGAGCCUGGCUGGCUCAGUCAAACCAUGCAAUUCUUGACCUUGGGGUCUUGAGUUCAAGCCCCACACUGGGCGUAGGUAUUACUUUUUAAAAAAAUGAAAUGAAAAGGACAAGCUUUGCCAGUUACUUAUACAGUAUUCUGCCUUGGCCCCAAAAUAAAACAUCUCAUUACUGCUGUAGACAUAGCAGAUUGUCAACCCAGAGUUAAAUAAAGGAAUCUCCUCCAAAGGGAGCCAACUUUGGCAUACACAAGCUUAACAGCAAGGUGAUUUAAGUAUGUUUCAACUUUUUAUCGAUAAAAAUAAAGUGUUAAAAUCUUGUUUUAAUAUGUUGAGUGUUGGGGUUCCUUCACAUAACCUUGAGUGCUCAUACCGACUCCUGUAUUUA
Neomonachus schauinslandi (Hawaiian monk seal) is the source of this 4557-nucleotide messenger RNA. It is a transcript of the gene CRK, whose product is annotated as CRK proto-oncogene, adaptor protein. Gene Ontology annotation, molecular function: protein binding. Lineage: Eukaryota; Metazoa; Chordata; Mammalia; Carnivora; Phocidae. The record is from RefSeq and is a predicted model, not a curated record. Bases 139 to 1053 code for a protein of 304 amino acids. The transcript has 3 exons.